Messenger RNA from Clupea harengus (Atlantic herring), 1896 nucleotides. RefSeq names its product parathyroid hormone-like hormone a (gene pthlha). Gene Ontology annotation, biological process: bone mineralization. The transcript has 4 exons. The record is from RefSeq and is a predicted model, not a curated record. Gene Ontology annotation, molecular function: hormone activity. Lineage: Eukaryota; Metazoa; Chordata; Actinopteri; Clupeiformes; Clupeidae. Gene Ontology annotation, cellular component: extracellular region. Bases 1089 to 1712 code for a protein of 207 amino acids.
CACACACACACACACACACAAACACACACUCCCCCACAUACACACACCCUACUCUAACCCACACAGACAGAACUUCAGUGCUUUAUGUACUCCCCAUUGCGAAGACUCUCUUUCACUCUCUCCCUCUCUACAGUCAAAGACCUGCCCUCCCCCCCCUUCUCUCUUCCUUCCACUCACCCUCUCCUCCUCCUUUCCCUUCCCUUCCUCCUCUCCGUAUCUCCCUCUAACCCUCCCUCUCUUCCUCCCUCUCCCCCUCCUCCUCCUCCUCCUCUCCUCCCCUUAACUUCCAACCUGCUCGGACAGCAUGCUGCAAACCCCUCUCCCAUCACUCACUCGCUCCUGCUGCCUCUAUAACUGGCUGGCUCCCUCUCUCCUCCGGCAGAACGGAGAGCAGCAGCUGAGCGGAGUGGAUCUCGCCUCCUCAGCUCCUACUAACUGCUACACCUGGAGAACAGCUACAGCUUCAGCCACAGAACAUACCAGAACGCUUAUCCAGCAACAGAAGUACAGAUAUAUCACUCCAUCCACUUUUUUUAACAAAAAAAAAAAAAAAAACUUGGACGCUCUUCACUGUACUCGCUUUUUUUUUUUCUUCAAAGUUUUUUGGCAUGUUUUAUUUCCAUCGUUCAACCCAGGAAAAGAAAAAAGAAAAUUUUGGAGGAGAAACAAGGAGAGGAGAGCAAUUUUAAGAAAAAAAGACAGAGAGAGAGUGUCAUUUGGAGAUAAGGAGGACUUUGGAUGCAUUUCUGUUGGGAUAGUCCCAUAGACCAUUAGACCUCCUCUGACAGUGUGGUACUGAGUUUGCAGGCUUCUUCAUCCGAGAGGGGCAUUAUCACCUGGAUUGACCUACAGAAUCGAACUGAUUUUUGUUUUUGUUUUGUUCUUGAAUUUUUUUCUCCCCUCUUUUGCACUUCUUUGUUUCACCACAGCUUGCUGGAAACAUUUGUGAGAGUGAACCCUCUCCCCGUCUCUCUCACUCCCUCUUUCUCUCCCUCUGGGUCUGUGAGAAAAAUAACUGAACAGAACAGAACUCAACUGACCAGAGGCCGUGCAGGACAGACAACGCUUCGGAAGAGACAAGCAGUAAAAUGUUCUGUUCAAGAAGACUUCUCCAGCAGUGGUGCUUGGCAGUGUUCUUACUGUGCUCUCCUGUGCCACAUUAUGGGAGGCCCAUAGAUGCUCUCAGCAACAGAAUGAAGCGCUCAGUGACCCACGCACAGCUGAUGCACGACAAAGGCCGAACGCUGCAAGACUACAAACGUCGCAUGUGGCUGCAAGAGCUCUUGGAUGUGGUCCACACCGCCGAGACCCGUGAAGUGCCCGUCCGGACUGGCGUCAGCAGCAGCAGCGGCGCCGGGGUCGGGUUGGGCGUCGGAGGCGGCGUCAGCGCUGGCAUGGGGAUGAGCCUGGCGACAGGAGGGAGCACCCUCCACCCGAAACACUCGGGGGGCAACAAGAACAUCAGCUUCCGGCUGGAGGACGAGGAGGGGACCAACCUUCCGCAGGAGACCAACAAGUCGCAGACGUACAAGGACGCGGCGCUGAAAGUGGCCGGAAAGAAGAAGAAGAAAGGGCGGUCCGGGAAACGGCGGGAGGGGGAGAAGAGGAAGAGAAGGGCACGAUCGUUGGCGUGGGCGCGAGCAGAAGAGCCUGGGAGCGGCUACCACCUGGAGUGGCGGCCAUACUUUGACCUGCAGUGGGCACUGCACUAGAACACUGUCAGUAUUUGACAACGAAACGAAAGGACAUUUCAAAUGGACACCUAAAUACUCAUGUUGCAGUAUUCUGUAAUAGUGAUUGUUUGGAAAGUGAUGCGGAAUAUAUUUAUUGUCUGUAAAUAUUCUCAACACACCAGAAUAGUAAUAAUAAUGACAAUAAAAAUAUGAUAAAACCUUA